UGUGGAAAAUAAUCCCAAUUCCCUGGAAAAUAGAGGACCUGGCAACAUUGGGCAGAAACCCCGAACGUCAUUACGUAAAGACGUUGUUGAGGAAGUGAACACGUGGGUCACGAGAGGCCACGCUUUUCAGGAAGGUUUGGGCCACAUCGUGUUUCUGCUCAGAGUGAUCCUGUCAUUGGCAGUUGUCUAUCAAAAUGGCAGUCAGAGCGUCCUUUGAGAAGAACAAUGAAAUCGGCUGCUUUGCAAAGCUCACCAACACAUACUGCUUAGUGGCAAUAGGUGGCUCAGAAAACUUCUACAGUGUCUUUGAAGGUGAACUUUCAGAAACGAUACCAGUGGUGCACGCGUCCAUAGCAGGAUGCCGGAUCAUCGGGAGGAUGUGUGUGGGAAACCGUCACGGACUUCUCGUGCCCAACAACACGACAGAUCAGGAGCUGCAGCACAUGAGGAACUGUUUGCCAGAUGCUGUGCGCAUUCAGAGAGUGGAGGAGCGGCUGUCUGCACUCGGAAAUGUCAUCGCUUGCAACGACUACGUGGCCCUAGUUCACCCCGACCUUGACAGGGAAACGGAAGAGAUUCUGGCUGACACUCUUAAAGUGGAGGUGUUCAGGCAGACGGUGGCUGAGCAGGUGCUUGUGGGUAGUUACUGUGUCUUCAGUAACCAGGGAGGCCUUGUGCACCCCAAAACGUCUAUUGAAGCCCAAGAUGAGCUCUCAUCACUCCUCCAAGUGCCUCUAGUUGCCGGUACUGUAAACCGUGGCAGUGAGGUGAUUGCCGCUGGCAUGGUGGUGAAUGACUGGUGUGCCUUCUGUGGUUUGGAUACAACGAGCACAGAGCUGUCGGUCAUUGAGAGUGUGUUCAAGCUGAGUGAGACUCAACCGAGCACCAUAGCCACCAGCAUGAGGGACUCGCUUAUUGACAGCCUCACAUAAAUUCUGCAUGGUUUUAAAAAGUUUUGGAGAUGGGUUGAAUACCAGCCCAGGAUGUGGACAUCACCAAGUGCAACAUUUGUGUCUCUUCCUGGGAAUCUCUAGAGAUGCCCAUGCACUCGCUCUUUGUAUUUUUUUUGUAUUGUAUGAACUGAUGUAAAUCUAAAUUUAAGUAAGUAAAAGAGCAUGGAUAAAUCCAGUUUCCAACAUUAAGUUUCACUGCUAAAUCUGCAGAACAAAAUGCAAGGGGAAAAAAGCUUACCUUGUAAAAUAUUCAUUGACUGAAGGGUUUUAAUGUCAAUUUGUGUCAGUAUAGUGCAGUAUCAUUAAAACUUAGGUCAACAGUCACGCUGACUGGAGAAUUUCUGCUGAAUUUCUGCUUCAUGUCAUUGCAAACUAAUAAAAUUUGAACAAAUGAAUGAAAAGGUAAUAUGUUAGCCAUCAAAUUGUUGUCAUGUGAUGAGCUAGAGCUGGCUGAUGUAACAAUAUAAUAUUGAUAUUCCUGAAAACAACUUAUCAUUCUCUCAUGAUCAUAUGAUAUAAAAUAUAUAUAAAAUAUAUAUUUUUA
This is a messenger RNA of Pangasianodon hypophthalmus (striped catfish), 1497 nucleotides long. RefSeq names its product eukaryotic translation initiation factor 6 (gene eif6). Gene Ontology annotation, biological process: ribosomal subunit export from nucleus; maturation of 5.8S rRNA; maturation of LSU-rRNA. The record is from RefSeq and is a predicted model, not a curated record. The transcript is spliced from 7 exons. Gene Ontology annotation, molecular function: ribosomal large subunit binding. Bases 195 to 932 code for a protein of 245 amino acids. Lineage: Eukaryota; Metazoa; Chordata; Actinopteri; Siluriformes; Pangasiidae. Gene Ontology annotation, cellular component: preribosome, large subunit precursor; nucleolus; cytosol.